Molecule: messenger RNA, 2764 nt
Organism: Oreochromis niloticus (Nile tilapia)
Lineage: Eukaryota; Metazoa; Chordata; Actinopteri; Cichliformes; Cichlidae
Product: putative nuclease HARBI1
Exons: 3
Coding region: 2038-2685 (215 amino acids)
Source: RefSeq, a predicted model, not a curated record
UAUUAUUGUGUGUGUUAUCACACUGCUAUACACUACUGAAUAAAAUCUUGUACUGAUACACCUAAUGGACUGUAGUAUCUGAGUACUUUCAGUAUAUGCUUACUCCAGUGUUUUGUCUGUGAGGUCUUCAGUUCUCCAUUUUCCUCUCCGGUUGCUACAUGUGCGGCUCUAAAGUCUUUUGUAAACUUUUCUUUUUUUACAUUAAGUGUUAAAACAAACUCAACUGUUACUUCACGUACUGUUGAAGAAUACAUGGGAGAUUGUGUAUCUGAUACACAAACUGUUCUAUUUAAUUUUGUUCUAUUCUGGGUCAGCAUCAGGAAUGGAGCAUUUAUCGUGCAAGUGGCAAGAGAGUCUUUAGUAGAUAUUCAGACAGGAAAACUGCCAUUAUCAUUCUGUAUACAAGGGUAGCUUAUCUGCAAACUGCAGGCUGUCUACAAAGUUUGCAAAUGUUUGUCUGAGAUGUACUAGUACUAUUUAAUUUGUUUGCAAAACAAGCCACCUUAAGCCUGUGAUUGUUCUACUUCCUCUGAAAGAUGCUGUAUUGUGAUGCAGGAUUAUAUAGCCACUGAGGGUGGCUGUGCACCCUCAAAUUUACUGCCACAGUUGCGUGCAUGUAGCAUGCAAACCAAGCUUGGCAAAUUUGCUCAUAGCUUAAUUCCAAUGUGGUAUCCAAAUCUAGCCACUUCUAUCGGCGGGGGGGAGUAGUGCAUUUUUAUUUGUGGCACCUUUCUACAACCCAAGGUCACUGUACAAAGCAUAAAAGAACAGCAUUGGAGUCAACAACUGGAGUCAAAUUUUAAAGAGUAAGCCAGUUUAAACAGAUGGGUUUUGACUUGAAUAAGGGAAGAGAGCCAGUAUUCAUGAUCUCAUGAGGAAGUGAAUUUCAAAGUUGGGGAGCAGAGUGGCUGAAAGCUCUGAUCCACAGGCAGGCAGCAAAGCUGCUGAAGACCAGUGAGAGGGUGUGUGAGUUAUGAUCCAGGCUGCAGAAUUCUGGAGGAGUCAGAGAUUGCGAAGGGCCUUGUUAGGAGGACUGAAGAGAAUUACAAUAAUCGAUCUCAGGAGUGACGAGGCUAUAAACAAGGAUAUGGGGGGUGGUAAGGAAAGGACAGACAAUUGAUGUUGCGUAAGAGGAAGUAGGUGGACCAGUUGAUGCAACUAUUAUGAGACUGAAAUGACAAAGUUCUGUCGAGGAUGACACUCACACUCUUAACCUGAGAGGACCGAAAGAUUGAGGAGUUGUCAAUAUCAAUGGAAAACUUGUGGCAUUUGGUUUAAGUGGAAGCUGUGCCAACAAACACAGCUGCAACCAAAAUGAUAAUGCUAAAAAUUCAGAGGCCAGGGCCCUAUCCUAAAAGAAGAGUUCAACACAUCCAGGGUAUCAGAGGCCAGGGCCCGUAUCCCUAAAGAAUCUUUGUGCAAAAAGUGGCUCCUAGCGGCCAAAUUCUAAGAAAAUUCUCAGAGUUAUGACGUUUUCUUCGAAUUUCCCCUAAAAGUGACACGACAAUCCCAGUUAAUAUAAAAGUUAUUCCUCAAGAUUCCUAGCACUUAAAAGGGCUCCUAAGGCGAGAUCUGCUAAGAGCAGGGAAGAGGACUUUUAGUGGCUUAGGAGUUCCCCUAAGCAGCUGCACAAAAUGGCCAACAGAAGAGGCAGGAGAGAUGUCCUGCAAACACUGGAUGACAGGGAAUUAUUGAGACGCUAUAGAUUGGAUCGUGCAGGAAUCAUGUUUGUGGUGGAUCUCCUUAGAGAUGCAAUUACUUCACCAACUCGAUGCCACAACGCUAUUACACCGGAGAUGAAAGUAAUCACAACCCUGAGGUAUUUGGCAACCGGGAAAAUGCAACAAUGCAGCAGUGAUGACUUGGGUCUGUCCCAGUCCUCCGUCAGCAGAGUCAUCACCCAAACACUGACAACUUUGUCACAACCUAAUAUUGUGACACAAUUUGUUUCAUUCCCGCUGGAUGCCCGCACUUUACACACACAUAAAAGGGCAUUUAUGGACAUUGCAGGAUACACUGGCGUUGUGGGUGUAAUUGAUGGAACACGUGAGAAUAAUUGCGCCAUCAGAGGAUGAGGCUGUCUUUGUUAACAGGAGGAAUUUCCACAGCAUCAAUGUGCAAAUAGUGUUCAAUGCGGCCUGUAAGAUUUUGGACACUGUGGCGAAAUGGCCAGGCUCCACACAUGAUGCGAGAAUGCUCUCCGAGAGUGGCAUCAGACAGCUUUUUGAGAGACACUAUGUGCCAGCUAAUUGCCACUUGUUAGGGGACAGUGGCUACCCAUGCAAACCAUGGCUCCUUACACCUUACCUCCAGCCACGCCAAGGGCCCCAACUAAACUAUAACAGGGCCCACAAGACAACAAGAGCGGUGGUGGAGCGUGGCAUAGGCCAGCUUAAGAGGCGCUUUCAUGUUCUCCACGGAGAGGUGCGGCUGAGGCCUGAAAAAGUCAGCAAAGUCAUCAUAGCCUGUGCAAUAUUACACAAUAUUUGCAAGGUUAGACAGAUUGCAGAACCUCUGGAGGAUGGCGAUGAGGAUGAAGACAACGAUGAGGAUGGUGGUGAAGAAGAUAUUUACAUUCCACAGGGGAACCUAGCCCAGAGUGGACUGCCUUACAGGGCAAACUUCACAAAUAUACAUUUCAGGGAUGCUGACGGAGCAGGUGCUGCGGAUGGGAAUGGUGUUUGAUCCACCGGGCUAUCCUGAGUAGCAGCUGCAGAUGGUUCAGGCGGCAAUCUCAUCGGCAAACUUGAUGGGCCCGGUUCUU